UUUUUUGUUUAUCCAAUAUUAAAUUGCAAAAAUGACCACGGAAACAUUGUCGCGAGAGAUAGACGCUCACAUCGUGACGCUGCUCACGCGGAUGUCAGCUUUGAAGGAGAAUAAUGCGGAACUCGUGGAGAGGAAAGCACCGAUGUCGAUCGAGGCGCGCAGCUUAGAGCUUUGGAGAGCUGUAGCUGUCGAGUGUUUCGCCACUUUUCUCUUCAGCCUUGUUGUGUCCGGUGCGGCUGCGUCUUCCGCGGUUUCCGGCAGCGGUCUCUCUGUUUUGGCCAUCGCCGUCGCAUCUGGCUUUGCCAUCGCCGCGAUCUGCUUGAUCUUCGGACACGUUAGUGGUGGCCACGUGAAUCCAGCUGUCUCUGUGUCUUUCGCUUUGUGUCGACGGAUCUCUUUCCUUCGAGCUGCACUUUACAUAGCUGCACAAUGCGGAGGCGGCAUAGCCGGCGCAGCGAUGCUGUACGGGGUGACUACACCUUCGAACACGCAGACCUUGACGUCACCGGGUCGUCUCGGAGGAGCCAUAGAGAGACUGCUCGUUGAAUUAGCUCUCUCGGUGCUCAUAGUCUUAGCACAUUUCACUUCGGAAUCCUCUAAAACGUUACCGUCGUCAAUCUCGUCGAAGCCAGCCGGCGUGCUGGCCGCUGCUUACACGGCAGCCACUCUAGUUUCCAGUCCAUUCCUCAACCCAGCGAGAGCUCUGGGUCCAGCCUUCGUGAGCAACCGAUGGGACAACCACUGGGUCUACUGGGUGGGCCCAUUGUCAGGCAGCGCGGUGGCAGCCCUGCUCUACGAGUACGUCCUGAAUCCCAAGCGGUCCAGGGACCUCCGCGAGAUGGACGACGGCGACAACUCGUCGAUGAGAUCCGACGAGGACACGUACGACGACCUGGACAAACCGUCGGGCCCAAAGUUCCCGAGCGCGUACGCCACCUAUCGUCCAGUGGCUGGAGCCUCCUCGUCCAUCUACAGCGCUCCUCCGACCGCCCUGGAACGCGUGGAGUCCAUCUACGGUGGCACUAAGUCGCUGUACUGCAAAUCCCCGCCUUUGACCCGGGCCAACUUGAACCGCUCCCAAAGCGUGUACGCUAAGUCGACGUCAGGCACCCGGGACGGUCUCAUGAUCCCUAAGCCGGGUCCCCUGGCGCCGGCUCAGAGCUUAUACCCCAUCAGGAUAGGGCAGACAGGCUCUAAUUCUGGAAGAGAGAGCCAACAGCAGGGUGUACAGAACGGUGGACCGACUCAGACGUCCCAGAAUCAUAACAGUACCAACCAGAACAUGCAGAAUCAGCUGCAACAGUGUACACAGAGCAUCUAUGGGAUCAGAGGAAUCUCGACGAGCCUCAGCACCCGGGAGAAUGGUAUCUAUGGGGUGUCCACGGGGUCCAGCAUAUAUGGCAGGGCUCCAGCUCCUCCUCCAAGUAGCCAAAACCCUCAGCAAUCUCCUUCGAAUGUUCAGAACAGCGGGCAGACCCACCAGCAACAGCAGCAGCAACAGCACCAGAACGGACAGCUGUCGGCCACCUCGGAUAACACCGCCAACUCUAGAAGACCUGAAAGCAUGUAUGGUCACAUCUCUAGGCGCAGUGAUGAUUCCGCGUAUGGUAGCUAUCAAGGAUCCACACGAGGGAACUACGCUAAAGUACCUGGACCUCCUGGGUCCACUGGACCACCUAGUGGACCUCCGGGUCCUCCACAGUACCGUGACCAACCCAGACCCAGCCCUGCUGGACCCUUGCAACAGAACCAGCAGAGUAACUUCACGAGGAAUUCGCCCAAUCCGCAGUACUGACUGUAAAUGUAACGACGUUAGUUUGUUUCGAGAUUGAAACUGCUGGAUGCAGAAAAGAACUUACCGAUUCU
Megachile rotundata (alfalfa leafcutting bee) is the source of this 1866-nucleotide messenger RNA. RefSeq names its product MIP channel family protein big brain (gene bib). Gene Ontology annotation, biological process: water transport; transmembrane transport. Lineage: Eukaryota; Metazoa; Arthropoda; Insecta; Hymenoptera; Megachilidae. Gene Ontology annotation, cellular component: plasma membrane. Gene Ontology annotation, molecular function: water channel activity. The record is from RefSeq and is a predicted model, not a curated record.